GGAAGGAUACAUGCACAAUGAGGAACUUACUGCUCUAACAUAAAUGUACGCCACGCGAAUUCAGUUGAUCACCAUGGCUGCUAAUAGUCCCAGUGCAAACAUGUUUGAUGGGAGUUUUAGAUCACUGGACUCACCUGAUAGUGAUUUCUCCAACCACCUAGUUAACUUUGAGCUUUCUGAUAUUCUCGAGAUAGACAAUUGGCCCGUUCAAGAAGAUCCAACGUCGUUCGUACCCCAGUACUCAAAUUAUGCAGCAAACCAAGUGGUUACCACCAGGAGUUAUCAUGAGGAACCUAGCAACAACAUAGGCAGCAGCAGCGAGAGGAAUGAAGUAAAGGACAAGGUUGCUUUCAGAACACUGUCACAGAUUGAAAUAUUAGAUGACGGCUACAAGUGGAGGAAGUAUGGAAAGAAGAUGGUGAAAAAUAGUCCAAACCCGAGGAAUUACUAUAGGUGCUCUGUGGAAGGUUGUCCAGUGAAGAAGAGAGUUGAACGAGACAAAGAGGACUCUCGGUAUGUCAUAACCACCUACGAGGGUGUCCACAACCAUCAAGGUCCAUCCCAGUUCUGAUUCCUGUAACAGAGCUCGAGUUUGAAAGUUACUAUGAGUGUUGCACAGUUGCUAAAUCAGGGUUCCACCAGUAAAUUUGGAUCCCUUAAACUGUUUCCGGUGUUUAGACCUGAUAGCCUUGCGAGUUCAUAAUCUAACGUUGUGAGGUCAGACUGAGGCGUCUCUCUGUAACUUAAAAGUAAUCGAUUAGAACAGUUUGUGCCCUUCAGUAGGCACAUGUAGUCUUAUCCUGCUUCCAACAGGAUUUAUCUAUGCUAUAGCAUUACCAACUGA
Molecule: messenger RNA, 844 nt
Organism: Lycium ferocissimum
Lineage: Eukaryota; Viridiplantae; Streptophyta; Magnoliopsida; Solanales; Solanaceae
Product: probable WRKY transcription factor 51
Exons: 3
Coding region: 44-571 (175 amino acids)
Biological process (GO): regulation of DNA-templated transcription
Molecular function (GO): sequence-specific DNA binding; DNA-binding transcription factor activity
Source: RefSeq, a predicted model, not a curated record